AUGUCUGGUGCAGUCGAACAGAGACCAGAGGAGCUAGCUCCUCCGCAAUCGGCCGUCGUGGACGAAAAGAAAGACGGUGUGGUCCCAGGUAGUGGUGCAGCAGGCGCCGGUGGCGACGAGAGUGACGACGACGAAGACAUCGACCAGUUGGGCGGCGACGAGGACGGCGAAGAAGGCGACUCGGACGAGGAAGAUGACGAAAAACAUUCCUCGUCGUACAAAGAAGUUCCGGACGAGUACUUGCACACCGACCCGGCCGUCGGGUUGACGGCCUCCGACGCGUCCAAGAGAAAAAAGAAGUUUGGGCUGAACCAGAUGGCCGAGGAGAAGGAGAACCUCGUGCUAAAGUUUUGCAUGUUCUUUAUCGGUCCUAUCCAAUUCGUCAUGGAAGCCGCAGCCAUAUUGGCCUGUGGUUUGGAGGACUGGGUCGAUUUCGGUGUGAUUUGUGGUUUGUUGAUGCUUAACGCUUCUGUCGGAUUCAUCCAGGAGUACCAGGCCGGUUCCAUUGUCGACGAGUUGAAGAAAACCUUGGCCAAUACCGCCACUGUCAUCAGAGACGGCCUGCCAACCGAAGUUCCUGCCAACGAAGUUGUGCCGGGAGACAUCUUGAGGUUGGAAGAUGGUACAGUCAUCCCAGCAGAUGGUAAGCUGGUCUCGGAAGAGUGUUUUCUUCAAGUCGAUCAGUCGGCCAUCACAGGUGAGUCUUUGGCUGUCGACAAGCAUUUUACUGACCCAACCUUCUCUUCCUCCACUGUCAAGAGAGGGGAGGGCCUGAUGAUUGUCACCGCUACCGGUGACAACACCUUUGUUGGUAGGGCUGCCGCCUUGGUCAACAAGGCCUCUGGUGGCCAGGGCCAUUUCACAGAAGUCUUGAACGGUAUCGGUACUUUAUUGUUGGUUUUCGUCAUUAUCACCUUGUUGUUAGUCUGGUGUGCUUGUUUCUACAGAUCUGACCCGAUCGUCAGAAUCUUGAGGUACUCUUUGGCUAUCACCAUCGUUGGUGUCCCGGUCGGUUUGCCAGCCGUGGUCACCACCACCAUGGCUGUCGGAGCUGCCUACUUGGCUAAGAAGCAAGCCAUUGUCCAGAAGUUGUCUGCUAUCGAAUCUUUGGCUGGUGUCGAAAUUUUGUGUUCCGAUAAGACUGGUACCUUGACCAAGAACAAGUUGUCUUUGCAUGAGCCAUACACGGUUGCCGGCGUUGAGCCAGAUGACUUGAUGUUGACAGCUUGUUUGGCUGCUUCCAGAAAGAGAAAAGGUUUAGAUGCCAUUGACAAGUCUUUCUUGAAGUCCUUAAUCAACUAUCCAAAGGCUAGAGCUGCAAUGAAGGAAUACAAGACCUUGGAAUUCCAGCCUUUUGACCCUGUUUCCAAGAAGGUCACUGCCAUCGUUGAAUCUCCAGAAGGUGAAAAGAUUAUUUGUGUUAAGGGUGCCCCAUUGUUCGUUUUGAAGACUGUCGCUGAAGACCACCCUAUUCCAGAAGAUGUUCUAGAAGCCUACCAGAACAAGGUUGAAGAAUUUGCCUCUAGAGGUUUCAGAUCCUUGGGUGUUGCUAGAAAGAGAGGUGAAGGCCACUGGGAAAUCUUGGGUAUCAUGCCAUGUAUGGAUCCCCCAAGAGAUGAUACAGCUUCUACUGUUGCUGAAGCAAGAAGAUUAGGGUUGAAGGUCAAAAUGUUGACCGGUGAUGCUGUUGGUAUUGCGAAGGAAACUUGUAGACAAUUGGGUCUUGGUGAUCAAAUCUUCGAUGCUGAAAGAUUAGGUCUUGGCGGAGGCUCUACAGACAUGGCUGGUUCAGAAUUGGCCGAUUUUGUUGAGAAUGCAGAUGGUUUUGCUGAGGUUUUCCCUCAACAUAAGUACAAUGUUGUUGAAAUUUUACAGAACAGAGGUUAUUUGGUUGCAAUGACUGGUGAUGGUGUCAACGACGCUCCUUCUUUGAAGAAAGCUGAUACUGGUAUUGCAGUUGAAGGUGCUUCUGAUGCCGCAAGAUCUGCAGCAGACAUUGUUUUCCUUGCUCCUGGUUUGUCUGCCAUCAUUGAUGCCUUGAAGACUUCCAGACAAAUUUUCCACAGAAUGUACUCCUACGUUGUUUACCGUAUUGCAUUGUCUUUACAUUUGGAAAUCUUCCUUGGUUUAUGGAUUGCUAUCUUGGAUGAAUCAUUGAAUAUUGACUUGGUUGUCUUCAUUGCCAUUUUUGCCGACGUUGCUACCUUGGCUAUUGCUUACGAUAAUGCUCCUUUCGCUCAAAGACCAGUCAAGUGGAACUUGCCAAGAUUAUGGGGUAUGUCCAUUAUCCUUGGUAUUUUCUUAGCUAUUGGUACCUGGAUUACCUUGACUACCAUGUUCUUGCCAAGGGGUGGUAUUAUCCAGAACUUUGGUUCUAUUGACGGUGUCAUUUUCUUGCAAAUUUCCUUGACUGAAAACUGGUUGAUCUUCAUUACUAGAGCUGUUGGUCCAUUCUGGUCUUCGAUUCCCUCAUGGCAAUUAUCCGGUGCUGUCUUCAUCGUUGAUAUCAUUGCAACCUGUUUCACUUUGUUCGGUUGGUGGUCCCAGAAUUGGAAUGACAUUGUCACCGUUGUCAGAGUUUGGAUUUGGUCUUUUGGUACUUUCUGUGUCUUGGGCGGUGCCUACUAUGCAAUGUCCGAGUCCGAGAAAUUUGACAGAUUAAUGAACGGUAAGUCUAUUAAGAAACCACACAACAACAGAACUUUCGAAGAUUUCGUUGCUACCAUGAAGAGAGUUUCUACUCAACAUGAAAAAUCCAACUAA
Molecule: messenger RNA, 2763 nt
Organism: Pichia membranifaciens NRRL Y-2026
Lineage: Eukaryota; Fungi; Ascomycota; Pichiomycetes; Pichiales; Pichiaceae
Exons: 2
Coding region: 1-2763 (920 amino acids)
Biological process (GO): regulation of intracellular pH; proton export across plasma membrane
Cellular component (GO): plasma membrane
Molecular function (GO): ATP binding; ATP hydrolysis activity; P-type proton-exporting transporter activity
Source: RefSeq, a predicted model, not a curated record